ACGCACCACAACAAUCCAAGAACUCCCACAACCUUUCCCCGUCCCGCUGUCUCAAUUUUUUUUUUUUUUUGCAUAUUCUAGAAUCCAGACCUGGGCCAUUUGUCACUCCGCAUUGCAUUUCAGGCUCCGAGAAGCGGUCCUCCCUCUCCUCUCGCGUCGGCGUCUCGUGCUCGCUUCCCCAAUCCCGCGGAUCGUCGUGGCUCCGUCUCUCUCGGCGGUGCUUCGCGGCGGUUUUGGUCCCCUCCUCCUCUGCGCUGACUGGCUCGACGCGGUUCGUCGCUCGACGCGGGCUCCGGAAUAAUGGCGGGCGGCGGCGGAGAAGAAGAUAACGGUCGGAGUGUGCGUGAUGGAGAAAAAGGUGCUCUCGUCACCUAUGAGACAAAUCCUGGACAGGUUGCAGGCGUUUGGUGAAUUUGAGAUUGUUAUAUUUGGGGACAAGGUCAUCCUGGAAGAUCCUAUCGAGAGAUGGCCAAUUUGUGAUUGCUUAAUUGCCUUUUAUUCAAAAGGAUAUCCCCUUGACAAGGCAGAGGCAUAUGUUGCUUUAAGGAUGCCUUUCUUGGUAAAUGAACUGAAACAACAGCACCUUCUUCACGACCGAAGGAAGGUGUAUGAGCAUCUCGAAAUGUUUGGAAUUCCUGUUCCAAGAUACGCUCUUGUGAAUAGGGAAGUACCAUACCAAGAAUUGGAUUAUUUUGUUGAGGAAGAAGAUUUUGUUGAGGUUCUCGGAGACCGUUUUUGGAAGCCUUUUGUGGAAAAGCCUAUUGACGGUGACAAUCACAGCAUUAUGAUAUACUAUCCAAGUUCAGCUGGUGGGGGCAUGAAGGAACUAUUUAGGAAGAUUGGUAAUAGGUCGAGCGAGUUUCAUCCGGAAGUAAGAAGAGUUAGACGUGAAGGCUCAUACAUAUAUGAGGAAUUUAUGCCCACUGGAGGAACAGAUGUGAAGGUGUAUACUGUUGGUCCUGAAUAUGCGCAUGCUGAGGCGAGGAAGUCACCAGUUGUUGAUGGUGUUGUUAUGAGAAAUCCUGAUGGAAAGGAAGUGAGGUAUCCUGUGCUAUUGACUCCUGCUGAGAAGCAAAUGGCAAGAGAAGUUUGCAUCGCAUUCCGGCAAAUGGUCUGUGGGUUUGAUCUAUUGCGCUGCGAGGGACGCUCAUACGUUUGUGAUGUGAAUGGUUGGAGUUUCGUGAAGAACUCCCACAAAUAUUAUGAUGAUGCUGCAUGUGUUUUGAGAAAGAUGUUAUUGGAGGCAAAAGCUCCUCAUCUCUCCUCAACAAUUCCGCCAAUAUUACCAUGGAAAGUCAAUGAAUCUGUGCAGCCUUCUGAGGGACUAACCCGUCAAGGAAGUGGGAUUAUUGGCACAUUUGGGCAGGCUGAGGAGCUGCGUUGUGUGAUUGCUGUCAUUCGUCACGGUGAUAGAACUCCCAAACAGAAAGUAAAGUUGAAAGUUACUGAGGAAAAACUUCUAAACUUGAUGCUCAAGUACAAUGGAGGAAGGCCAAGAUCUGAGACGAAACUCAAAAGUGCAGUCCAAUUGCAAGAUUUGUUAGAUGCAACAAGGACUCUAGUUCCUCGCACCAGACCUGGUCGUGAAAGUGAUAGUGAGGCAGAAGACAUUGAACAUGCUGAGAAGCUUCGUCAGGUUAAAGCUGUUUUGGAGGAGGGGGGAUACUUUUCUGGUAUCUAUAGGAAGGUUCAACUGAAACCGCUAAAAUGGAUUAAAGUUGCGAAAAGUGAUGGUGAAGGGGAGCAAGAACGUCCUGUUGAAGCUCUCAUGGUCCUUAAAUAUGGGGGAGUUCUCACUCAUGCUGGCAGAAAGCAGGCUGAAGAACUUGGUAGAUACUUCCGGAAUAACAUCUAUCCAGGAGAAGGCACUGGCUUGCUUCGCCUCCAUAGUACAUACCGUCAUGAUCUUAAAAUCUACAGCUCUGAUGAGGGCCGUGUGCAGAUGUCCGCUGCUGCAUUUGCUAAGGGUCUCCUUGAUUUGGAAGGUCAACUAACACCUAUCCUGGUUUCGCUUGUUAGCAAGGACUCCUCUAUGCUGGAUGGACUUGAUAAUGCUAGUAUUGAGAUGGAAGAAGCUAAGGCAAUGUUGAAUGAAAUUAUAACGGCUGGUGUAAGUAAGGGCAGCUGCAAUGGUUCCUCUGAACUUCCCUGGAUGGCUGAUGGGGUUGGAUUGCCUUCGAAUGCUUCAGAGCUUCUACCUGAAUUGGUGAAAUUGACGAGGAAGGUAACAGAACAAGUCAAACUACUUGCAAAGGAUGAAGAUGAGGAACUUAUAGAGUCAACUGGAUAUAAUUUAAUUCUUCCAUAUGAUCAAGCAAAAGCACUUGGUAAGACCAAUAUUGAUGUCGAUCGCAUUGCUGCUGGAUUACCCUGUGGUAGUGAGGGCUUUCUCUUGAUGUUUGCUCGAUGGAGAAAACUUGAAAGAGACUUGUACAAUGAACGCAAGGAGAGGUUUGACAUAACGCAAAUUCCUGAUAUUUAUGACUCAUGCAAAUAUGAUCUUCUACACAAUGCACAUCUUAAUCUGGAGGGAUUGGAUGACCUUUUCAAAGUAGCACAGUUACUUGCAGAUGGUGUUAUUCCAAAUGAGUAUGGUAUUAAUCCAAGGCAGAAGUUAAAGAUUGGAUCAAAGAUUGCUCGCCGUUUGUUGGGAAAGAUUUUGAUUGAUCUCAGAAAUACUUGUGAAGAGGCAAUUUGUAUUGCUGGACUAAAGAGCAAACAGUGUUCAAAAUCAAGCGAGGCCGAAUGGGAUGAUCAGGAAGGUUGGAAUGAAGAAUUCAGAAGAUGUAGUGCCACUAGUGAGAAGUCAAUGGAGCAGGAUGAUGAGGAUGACAGAGAGUCUCAAUAUCGUUUAGAUCCAAAGUACGCAAAUGUCAAGACUCCUGAACGUCAUGUCAGAACGCGGCUUUACUUCACAUCAGAAUCGCAUAUCCAUUCUCUCAUGAAUGUACUCCGCUACUGCAACCUGGAUGAGUCCCUUCAGGGGGAGGAUAGCCUAAUUUUCCAUAAUGCCUUGGAGCGCUUGUACAAGACCAAAGAGCUUGAUUACAUGAGUUAUAUCCUUCUGAGAAUGUUUGAGAACACAGAGGUAGCUUUAGAAGAUCCAAAACGGUUCCGCAUAGAGAUGGCAUUUAGCCGAGGUGCAGAUUUAUCUCCUCUUGAGAAGAAUGACGGUGAAGCUACUUCACUGCAUCAGGAGCACACACUGCCAAUAAUGGGCCCAGAGAGGCUGCAGGAAGUGGGAUCUUAUCUGACUUUGGAGAAGACGGAGAGGAUGAUUCGCCCAUUUGCAAUGCCAGCUGAAGACUUUCCUCCACCGGCAACGCCUCAGGGUUUCUCAGGCUAUUUCUCGAAGAGUGCUGCUGUCCUUGAGCGUCUGGUUAAUCUCUGGCCUUUCCAUAAGCAAGGAAAUGUUAAUGGAGGUAAGAAGUAACUUAACCUCCACUUGAACAGUUUCUUUUCCUUUCACAUUCUUUUGUUAUUUCUUGAAUAAGCUGGCCGGAAUUGCAGCAAAUUUUGACAUUCUUUGAGUCUUGCUGAAAGCAAUUACAGUUAAUUUUUCCCUUGUCACUUAACGUGUUAUCAACUCUGCUGAAAUACCCGCUUGUGACAUUGUUAACGUGUGCUUUUGAAGUA
Molecule: messenger RNA, 3636 nt
Organism: Rhodamnia argentea
Lineage: Eukaryota; Viridiplantae; Streptophyta; Magnoliopsida; Myrtales; Myrtaceae
Product: inositol hexakisphosphate and diphosphoinositol-pentakisphosphate kinase VIP2
Exons: 31
Coding region: 347-3433 (1028 amino acids)
Biological process (GO): inositol metabolic process; inositol phosphate biosynthetic process
Molecular function (GO): inositol hexakisphosphate kinase activity; 5-diphosphoinositol pentakisphosphate 1-kinase activity; diphosphoinositol pentakisphosphate kinase activity
Source: RefSeq, a predicted model, not a curated record